Messenger RNA from Trichosurus vulpecula (common brushtail), 1792 nucleotides. Its product is annotated as dimethylaniline monooxygenase [N-oxide-forming] 2-like. The transcript has 9 exons. Gene Ontology annotation, molecular function: N,N-dimethylaniline monooxygenase activity; NADP binding; flavin adenine dinucleotide binding. The record is from RefSeq and is a predicted model, not a curated record. Lineage: Eukaryota; Metazoa; Chordata; Mammalia; Diprotodontia; Phalangeridae. Bases 84 to 1682 code for a protein of 532 amino acids.
CUGCCUGUCAUCUGGCACUCUGGGCUAAGGAGAGAGCAGCUCAUUCCAACUAGAGUGAGGAAAGGGAAGGGCAAGAGGAGACCAUGGCGAAAAAUGUGGCCAUCAUAGGAGCUGGGGCCAGUGGGCUGAUCUCUCUGAAGUGCUGCCUGGAUGAAGGACUUCAGCCCACUUGCUUUGAGAGGACGGAAGACAUAGGGGGCCUGUGGAGGUUCAAAGAAGAAGUGGAGGAAGGCCGAGCCAGUAUCUAUAAGUCUGUUAUCACCAAUACCUGCAAAGAAAUGUCCUGUUUCAGUGACUUCCCAAUGCCUGAUGACUUCCCAAACUUCCUACACAACUCUAAGCUCUUGGAAUAUUUCCGGAUUUUUGCCCAAAAGUUUGAUCUCCUAAAAUAUAUUCAGUUUCAGACUACUGUGCGCAAUGUAAAAAAACAUGACAAUUUUUCUUCUACUGGCAAAUGGGAUGUUAUUACUGAGAGAAAUGGGAAGGAGGAGUCAGCUACCUUUGAUGCAGUUAUGGUUUGCAGUGGUCAUCACGUACUCUCUAACAUGCCACUAAACUCAUUUCCAGGUAUUGAGAGGUUUAAAGGCCAAUAUUUCCAUAGCCGCCAAUACAAGAAUCCAGAAGGGUUCGAGGGGAAGAGAAUUCUGGUGAUUGGGUCUGGAAAUUCAGGCUCAGAUAUUGCAGUUGAGCUGUGUAAGAAGGCUGACCAGGUAUUUAUGAGCACCAGGCAUGGAUCAUGGGUCAUGGGCCGAAUUUCUUGCCAUGGCUAUCCUUGGGACAUGGUGUUCCAAACCAGAUUUAUCAACAUGCUCAGAAAUACCCUCCCACUGAAGAUUGUGAAAUGGAUGAUGGAGACACUGAUGAAUCGUUGGUUUGACCAUGAAAAUUAUGGCCUGGUACCCGAAAACAAGUACCUGAUGAAAGAGCCAGUGUUGAAUGAUGAUCUCCCCAGCCGAAUCCUCUAUGGGGCCAUCAAAGUUAAAACCACAGUAAAGGAGCUCACGGAAACCUCUGCCAUCUUUGAGGAUGGAAGUAUAGAGGAUGUUGAUGUGAUCGUCUUUGCCACAGGGUAUCAGAUUUCUUUUCCUUUCCUUGAUGAGUCCAUUGUCAAAGUGGAGCACAACCAGGUGAAACUGUACAAGUAUAUUUUCCCUCCGGACCUGGAGAAAUCAACUCUGGCAUUCAUUGGCCUCAUCCAGCCCCUGGCAUCUAUCUUCCCAACCUCUGAACUCCAAGCUCGCUGGGUGACAAGAGUUUUCAAAGGGCUGUGUACACUACCCUCAGAGAGCACCAUGAGGGCAAGCAUCGAGACGAGGAAUGCAAAAAGAAUUGAACUGUUUGGAAAAAGCCUGAGCCAGACUUUGCAAACCCAUCACAUCGACUACUUGGAUGAACUUGCCACAGAGAUAGGAGUCAAACCUGACAUUCUCUCACUCUUUAUAAAAGACCCUAAACUGGCCCUGAAAAUUUACUUUGGACCAUGCAAUCCAUAUCAGUAUCGCCUUGAUGGCCCUGGGAAAUGGAAAGAAGCCAGAAAUGCCAUUUUUACCCAGGAGCAAAGGGUUUUGAAGCCUUUGAAGACUCGCGUUAUGAAGGAUUCUUCCAUGGCUUCUAUUGCUUCUUUGUUGAAAGUCCUGGCCCUUAUUGCUAUUGUGUUGGCCAUUUUUUUCAAUAUUCAUUAAGUCUGGGUCAUAAUUGUGUAAGUUGGGGGAGGGAGAUUGAUGGAUUUUAGUAGGGAGAGUAUAAGUUCCUUGAGAGUAAGUAUGGUUUUGUUUUUAUUUUUGUCACCCAC